Glycine soja is the source of this 1726-nucleotide messenger RNA. Its product is annotated as NAC domain-containing protein 2-like. Lineage: Eukaryota; Viridiplantae; Streptophyta; Magnoliopsida; Fabales; Fabaceae. Bases 212 to 1111 code for a protein of 299 amino acids. The record is from RefSeq and is a predicted model, not a curated record. Gene Ontology annotation, molecular function: DNA binding. Gene Ontology annotation, biological process: regulation of DNA-templated transcription. The transcript is spliced from 3 exons.
AAUAAAACUUUUAAAAAGAGUGAAUAAUAAAAAUGAAGCCCCAUUAUCGCCCAUGUGUAUUCUAGAAACUAGUGGCUGAUGGUGCCACGUGUCGCGCGCAUCGGCUAUAAAUAAAGGGCUCUCCCUUAUGUAAUAAGUUUCAAGCGCCGCCACCAUAGUUGGUGUUAGUCUUGGUGUAGUGUAGCUAGGGAGGGAUAUAUAUCUGAGUAAGAUGGCAUCAGAGCUUGAAUUGCCCCCAGGCUUCAGAUUCCAUCCAACGGACGAGGAGCUGGUGUUGCACUAUCUCUGCCGCAAAUGCGCGUCGCAGCCAAUCGCCGUUCCCAUCAUCGCCGAAAUCGACCUCUACAAAUACGACCCCUGGGACUUACCCGGAUUGGCUACUUACGGAGAGAAAGAGUGGUACUUCUUUUCACCACGGGACCGGAAAUACCCAAACGGUUCGAGGCCGAACCGGGCGGCUGGCACCGGUUACUGGAAGGCAACCGGGGCGGAUAAGCCCAUUGGUCAGCCCAAACCGGUUGGGAUUAAAAAAGCUUUGGUGUUUUACGCAGGGAAAGCUCCUAAAGGGGACAAAAGCAAUUGGAUCAUGCACGAGUAUCGUCUCGCAGACGUAGAUCGCUCCGUUCGCAAAAAGAACACCCUAAGGUUGGAUGAUUGGGUGCUUUGCCGUAUUUACAACAAGAAGGGCACGAUCGAGAAACUGCAACCAAGCAGCGAUGUUGCUCAUAGCCGAAAUAUCGAAUCCUCGGAGAUCGAAGACAGGAAGCCGGAGAUUCUGAAAAGCGGAGGAGGUUGUCUUCCGCCGCCUGUGCCGGUGCCUGCGCCGCCGCAAGCGACGGCGAAGACGGAUUACAUGUACUUCGACCCGUCGGAUUCAAUCCCGAAGCUGCACACGGACUCGAGCUGUUCGGAGCAGGUGGUAUCGCCGGAAUUCGCGAGCGAGGUGCAAAGCGAGCCCAAGUGGAACGAGUGGGAGAAAAGCCUCGAAUUUCCAUUUAAUUACGUGGAUGCCACUCUCAACAACAGCUUCAUGGCCCAAUUCCAGGGCAAUAAUCAGAUGUUGUCGCCGCUGCAGGACAUGUUCAUGUACUGGCCCAACAAGUCCUUUUGAGCACAUCAUGAUGGUUUUAAAUUACGAUCCGCAAUUGCUCUUAAGAUUUUCUGACUCACCAUGCGACCACAAUCGUAAUUUAAAACCAUGUCACAUAAAAUCCACGCGCGCCGCCCAUUCGCAUUUGCACGGUAGCACGAGACUCAAGGUCCAUGAGUGUGCCUGUGCGACCACACACAUACGAUUAUUGAUCAAGUUAGCUUAGCUAGGCCAAAGUAAGAAAGAAAGAAACAUUGAAGCUGGAAACGCAUGUGUUGGCUCCACCGUUUGCUUUGGUAUUUUGCUAUGUGAUGAUGACGACGACGAUCCAACGGUGCAUGUGUGUUGACCUGUUCCUAGUAGUAGUAGUAGCAUGUGUACAGCUAUUGUAGAAUGUAGAUAGGUACACUACUACACGUUGUUGUCAUGUGAUCAUAGAAAGGUCUCUCACCGUACAAAAAAUAAAAAAAAAAAGUGAUAGAAGGUCUAUUUGGACCUUCUAAUUAAUAUAUGUUGAAUUAUUAUUAGCAUGUGUUACAUCUAAUUAAUUAGGCGUGCCUUUGUCUUUUCUCAUUUUUUUAGGUCUUUUUAAAUUGAGUAUCGUGAUAUCCUACUGUGUUUACUUUUUCAUUUCAA